GCCGCAAUGAACAGCUGAUCCUCUUCGCACUGGAUAAAACCAAUCACUAUGGUCACCGCCAAGUCAUAAUUUCUCAUCCCACGCAUGGCACUAAAAGUCUCUGGAGAAGCAGACAAAGGAAAAAUCACUAAGAGGAAAAAAAAAAGUGUGGAGACAGUGAAGGAGUGUUUUUAUUUGAAUCUUUUCAUCGUGUGGACCUGUUGAUCAUCAGUCUGACCGACAAGCCUACCUGCCUCCUGCGCAAUUAUGUUAUUGCCAGCUUUCCUGCUUUUCACCUUGUCGCACUUUUUGGCGCCGCUGUUCCUCUGUUACCUGCCUCAAGUCUCCGCACAGAAACCUGGUUCACGGUGGCUGAUUGGAGACAGGGACAGUCACUGUGGGGUCAUCUGCCCUCGGACGCAAGGAAAGCCAGUGUGUGGCUCGGACGGGCGGAGCUAUGAGACCGGCUGUGAACUGCAGAGGGCGCGCUGCAAAGAUAAGACACUGACACUGGCACACCGCGGCCGGUGUCGAGGUAAAAACUGGGUGAGAAUCGAUCAGUCGCCGGUGGCUCCGGCACCAACUUCCCUGACUGAGGGGAGAGACUUGGAGCUAAAAGAUGCAGGUCAGUCCAAGUGUCGCGUUGAGAGGAACCAGGCUUUGGAACAAGCCAGGAGACCUCAGGAGUCCAUGUUUAUCCCAGAAUGCAAUGAGGAUGGGACAUUUGCGCAGGUGCAGUGCCAUACUCUGACAGGUUACUGCUGGUGUGUCACCAGUGACGGCAAGCCAGUGAGUGGCUCCUCCGUGCACAACAGGACCCCGGUGUGUUCAGGAAACUUCCGUGAAUUUAUGGGAACUCAUGCUGGGACAAGUGGAUUGUCAGGGUCAGUAACUGAUAAACCACCUGGGCCACCGAACUCUGGUAGAAAAGUCUCUUUCCGUUUCUUUCUCACCCUCAACCCAGACGAUGGCUCCAAGCCCACACCCACCAUGGAGACUCAUGUCCCGCCAGAGGGUGAUGAAAUAACUGCUCCAACACUGUGGAUCAAACAGCUGGUUUAUAAGGAGAAUAAGCAGAACAGCUCCACUUCCAGGAAACAAGAGAAAGUUCCCUCUUGUGACCAGGAGAGACAGAGUGCCCUGGACGAGGCUCGGCUGAAUCCUCGCGAGGCAAUUUUCAUCCCUGACUGUGGGCCUGGAGGGCUUUACAAACCUGUCCAGUGCCACCAGUCCACAGGUUACUGCUGGUGUGUUCUGGUGGACACGGGACGGCCCAUUCCUGGAACCUCCACCAGGUACCAGGCGCCAGAGUGCGACGGUGCUGCACGUUCUCGCAUUUCGGACACAGAAGAUCCCUUCCAAGGCAGAGACCUGACAGGUUGCCCAGAGGGGAAAAAAGUGGAAUUCAUUACAAGCUUGUUAGAUGCCCUCACCACAGACAUGGUCCAAGCCAUAAAUUCACCAGCCCCCUCUGGUGGUGGGAGGUUUGUUGAGCCUGACCCCAGUCACACUUUAGAGGAGAGGGUGGUGCACUGGUACUUUGCCCAGUUGGAUAACAAUGGCAGCCAUGACAUCAACAAGAAGGAACUCAAGCCUUUUAAGAGGUACCUGAAGAAGAAAGCCAAACCCAAGAAAUGCGCCCGCAAGUUCACCGACUACUGUGACCUGAAUAAGGACAGGGCCAUUUCCCUGCAGGAGCUGAAAGGCUGCCUGGGCGUCAGCAAGGAGGGUAGCUCAACGACAAGCAGCAACCAAGGGACAAGGCAAGGGACAAAUUUGUUCAUAGGUCGUCUGGUUUGAGAAGAGAAGGUUCCCGAAGCUGAGACGAGAGCAGAGGGCACAGAGGGAAGGCAUCUGUACGCUUGCUGACAGGAAAGAGAAAGAUGGAGCAGAAAAAUUAAGAAGUUCCUGAGCUGUUUAAAAAAUGAACAGAAAAACGAGAAAAGAAAACGAAGCGGCGCCAAAAUAUUUGCACUUUCUCCUCCCUAUGUUUGACAUUUUAUCUGUUUGUAUGUUUUUUUUUUCUUGAAGUGAAAAAGUCUAGGUAAGAAUGAGAAUAUAUUUGUAAAGAGAUGACAGGCUCACCACUGGAAGAGCAAGUAUGUGUAUGUUACCACAUUUCCCUUUGUGUUCAGUCUGCUGUUGCGAUUUGUUCUGUCCUCAGAUAACAAGAAGAGGUACUGGAACACAAUUUGUGACUGUUAACUAAAAUAUUUCCCCUGUCGCAUAUAGCAGCAUACAGGCCAGUGGCAACCUGCUAAAGAGAAACUUCCAGCGAGUCACAUUCAGCCCGACUGUGGCCCGAUACACUCAUAUUCCUAAAGGAAGAGCUACGGCAAUGUAGACCAAUUCAAACAAAUGUGCAAUGCCGUAUAUGAACAUGCAAUAUUAAGUGAACAGCAUGUAUUAGAUUUAAACUGUGACUACGGAGUCUAAUUCAUCAGCACAGAAUUAGCUGUAUGAAUCCCCCUUGCACUGUACAGAACCUGCUAGAAACAUUAACAUUUCGGCUCAAGAAUCAGAUGUUUGUGAACAAAGUCCAAGAUGUGUUACGUCUGGUUUUUGUUUAGCACAUACCAGUGUUGGGGAAAGUUAGCUUGAAGUAAGUAGUUACUUUACUUGCUUACCACAUAGUUCCCUGAG
Molecule: messenger RNA, 2622 nt
Organism: Scomber japonicus (chub mackerel)
Lineage: Eukaryota; Metazoa; Chordata; Actinopteri; Scombriformes; Scombridae
Gene: smoc1
Product: SPARC related modular calcium binding 1
Exons: 15
Coding region: 247-1779 (510 amino acids)
Biological process (GO): extracellular matrix organization
Cellular component (GO): basement membrane
Molecular function (GO): calcium ion binding; extracellular matrix binding; heparin binding
Source: RefSeq, a predicted model, not a curated record